UGAUGGACGUCUGAAACUGACGUUGAGUCAGCUUCAAGAAGUCCACUAUAUGUAAACAUGGUUAAACACAGAUGAAAACAGCGUCAAAAUGGUCUUUGAAAGUGUGGUCGUUGACGUCCUCAACCGUUUUUUAGGGGACUACGUUGUGAACCUUGACAGCUCGCAGCUGAAGCUUGGCAUAUGGGGAGGUGAUGCUGUGCUGAAAAAUCUUGAAAUAAAGGAAAAUGCCUUGAGUCAGCUUGAUCUCCCUUUUAAAGUGAGAGCUGGUCACAUAGGACGUCUCGAGUUAAAAAUUCCCUGGACGGACAUCUACAACCAGUCAGUGGAGGCCACGCUAGACGGAGUCUAUCUGCUAAUCGUGCCCACAGCAAGUAUAAAGUAUGAUGCAGAAAAGGAGGAGAAGCAGCUACAGGAGGCUCGUCAGAGGGAGCUCGAUCGAAUAGAGGAGACAAAACUCAAGGCUGCAGAACAAGAGAACACAAAGCUAGAGAAGCAGGACACCUUUGUGGAAAAGCUUGUCACACAAGUGAUCAAAAACCUACAGGUCAAGAUCUCCAACAUCCAUGUUCGCUAUGAGGAUGAUAUCACUAAUCCAAACUGCCCUUUGUCAUUUGGAGUGUCGCUUAAAAACCUCAGCCUUCAAACAGCUGAUAAUCACUGGAAACCCAGUUUGCUAGAUGAACACUCCAAGCUUUUCUUCAAGUUGGUUCAGUUGAACAACUUGUUUGCCUACUGGAAUGUCAACUCGGUUCUCUUCUCCAAUCACAGUCCAAAUGAGGCCCUGCGAUGUCUGCAGAACAGCAUGGAGAUCAAACCCUCUGUUCCUGUCAGCCAUGACUUCAUCUUUCGUCCUAUAUCUGCAAAUGCAAAACUGCGAAUGAAUCCAAGAUCAGACGUGGAUUUCUCUUCUCCUAAAGUGGACCUGAUGGUCAACCUCAGCGAAGUGGCUAUUGAACUCAACAAGCCUCAGUACAUUAGCAUUUUGGAGCUGCUGGGCUCAGUGGAUAUGAUGUCACGAAAUCUGCCAUACAGGAAGUACAGACCCGAGGUCCACGUUCACAGAAAUGCUCACAUAUGGUGGAAAUAUGUGAUCACAGGCAUCUUGGAGGUGGAUGUGAAGCCUCAUCUCCACAUGUGGUCCUGGCAACACAUCCGGUGCCACCGGGAAACAGUGAAGUGUUACAGAGAGCUCUACAAGAAGAAGAUCACCAGCAAAAAGCCCAGUGUGGAGCUGCUCGAAAAGCUGCAGGCUACACAGAAAUCUUUAGAUAUUUUCAACAUCACAUUGGCGAGACAACAAGCUGAAGUGGAGGCGAGCAAAGCAGGACUGCGCAUUUAUCGUCCAGGGAAACAGAUGGAGGAGGAGGAGUCUCAGGGUUGGUUUAGCUGGAUGUGGAAUUGGGGAGGAGAAGCUGAGGCACAGACCAAGGAGGUCAAGACUGGAACAUUUGAUGGGUUGUUUACUGUGGAUGAGAAAGCCAAACUUUACACUGCCAUCGGAUACAGUGAAACUGCAGCAAACCCCAACCUGCCAAAGAACUUUGAGGACAUGAAGGUCAAUUUCCACAUGGAAAAACUGUCUGUGUCCAUCAAAGACGAGAAGGACAAAAACGAAAUCAUCAAACUGACUGUGGGGGAGCUCAAGUCCACACUCACACAGAGACCCGGAGCACAAGCCAUUAAAGUCACAGCCCAGCUUAGUUUGUUUGAGGUCACUGGUCUGGCCGCUAAGCGUCCGGCACCGACCCUCCUUUCAUCAAGAAAGGCGGCCACAGGAGCAGGAACCCCGCUGCUUUGCUUCCUGUUUGAGACCAACCCGCUGGAUGACAGCGCCAACCAGAGGCUCCAUGUUGAGUCACAACCACUGGAGAUCAUCUAUGAUGCAAUAACGGUGAACAACAUGUCAGAGUUCUUCAGGCCUCCAGAUGACCUGCAGCUGGAUGAGCUCACCAACGCCACCCUGAUGAAACUGGAGCAGUUCAGAGACCGCACUGCCACUGGUUUACUGUACGUGAUCGAAACUCAGAAAGUUCUCGACCUGAAGGUGAACUUGAUGGCCUCCUACGUCAUCAUUCCACAGACCGGCUUUUACGAAGGAACCCAGAACAUUAUGCUUUUGGAUCUUGGUCAUUUCAGGAUGUCCAGUUUGAGCAAGAAGGAUCUGCCGCAGCUGUCAGUGGGUUCCAGCAAAAUUGAAGACAUCAUGUCCAGAGCGUACGACCACUUCGAUGUUCAGCUCAGCAGCCUGCAGCUGCUUUACAGCAAACCAGAUGGUGACUGGAAAAUAGCUCGCAAACAGAAACGGUCUCCACUCCACAUUCUGGAGCCUGUGGAUAUGAAAGUGGUUGUCAGCAGAGCCAUGGUUGUGACCGACACACGUAUGGCAAAGUAUAAAAUGUCUGGUGAACUCCCGCUGUUGUCGCUUCGAAUUUCUGACAACAAACUCCGAAGUGUUCUGGAGCUGGUGGACAGCAUCCCACUGCCUGAGAGCAGACCUGCAGCCCGCAGCACCGCUUCAUCUACAAGGCCGAAGCAGUCGUUCACUCCUCAGCUCGCUGCGAGAAAACACCUGAGUUUAGUCGACCAGCGUUCCUCGAUCAUUUUUGAGUCUUGUGAGACCAUCAGCAUCGCCUCUCUGGGGUCACAGGAAGAUUUGUUCUAUGACGCCCCCAGCUCUCCGAUUGGAGACAAGGCGUUCUUCCCGGACAAUCCCAUGCCGCUGCGCUACGCCGAUUUAAGCAAAAGAACGAAUCUCAUCAAAGAAGAUCCUCAGAAGAACAUGACUGACUUCAUUAUGAGAUUCGAGAUCAAUGAGUUGUCUGUUCAGCUCUGUCGUCUGUCUGGAGCUCAGGAGAUCGUCGUUCUCCAACUGGACAUUGAGGGUCUGGGCACUGAGCUGACGCUGCGCACCUUCGACAUGAUGUCAAACACCUUCCUGCGCGAGAUCUGCCUGAAGUGUCCCGAAUACAUGGAUUCUGAAGAUAAGCAAGUCCAGCUGAUCACCACCUUAGACAACUCAGAAGUUGACCUUCUCACCUUGGAGUAUAUCAAAGCGGAUAAAAAUGGUCCUGAGUUUAAGUCUCAGCAUAACAACACAGAGCAACUCAUUAAGGUGACGUUUUCGUCUUUGGACGUUCAUCUGCACACGGAGGCUCUCCUCAACACCAUGAGCUUCCUCGGUAACCUCCUUCCUCCAUCCAGUAAGAAGGAAGGAGGGCCAGAGGAGCUGCCCACCAUCCCAGAGGAAGAGGAGGCUGAGGCAGGGAAAGAGGAGGAGAAGAAGGGGGAAACAGCUGUAACCAAGAAAAGAACCUCUAGAAGCUCAAAGUUUGCAGACGUGGUGAAUCUUCGCGUGAGAGCCGAUCUGCGCUGCUUGAAGGUGUUCAUUCGGGGACAGAAAGCUCGGAUAUCAGAGAUAAGUAUUGAAGGUCUGGUUACUGAUGUCAUGAUGAGGAAGAAGAACAUGGAGAUCCUAGCCAACCUAAAGAGCAUUGUGAUCCUGGACUGCAACAAGGAUGCCUUGUACAAGAAGGCUGUCUCUAUUGCAGAUAAGCAAGUUUUUGCCUUCAGGAUGUUGAACCACACAGGGGCAACAGAAGGAGACGCCUACCUCGACAUGUCCAAAGUUGACACGUCUGUCACACUGGAAGUCGGCUGCAUUGAGGUCAUUUUCCUCAACAAGUUUGUCUCCUCCAUUCUGGUAUUCAUUAAUAAUUUCCAGGAGGCGAAAGAAGCCCUCGCUGAGGUGACGGUUCAGGCUGCAGAAAAGGCAGCCUCUGGUGUGAAGGGGCUGGCAGAGAGAAGCACUCGAAUCGCUCUCGACGUCCACUUCAACGCGCCUGUGAUUUUCCUCCCCCAGUCUUCCUCCUCUUCAAACGUCAUCGUUGCCGAUCUUGGCUUCUUGUCCGUAAAUAACCGCUUCAUCAAGCAGCCGUUUAAGGGCGACGCUGCAAUCCCGCCGGUUGUGGAUAAAAUGACCGUGAAACUGACUGACCUCAAGAUGUACAGAACCACUUAUAAAAAUGGGAAAUUCGAAGGCGAGACUCAGCUGCUGAAGCCGGUCAGCCUGGACCUGGAAAUCCAACGAAAUCUUUCGGCCAAUUGGUACCACAGCAUCCCUGAUGUAGAGAUCACUGCUCAUCUAAAGCCUAUGAGUCUGAUCCUCUGCCAGGAUGACAUGAUUGUUGUCCUGAGGACUUUGAGCGAGAAUCUGUCAGAGAAGUCCGAAGCUGUUCAGCCUCCAGCUGUUCUGCCCACGCCGGACCACUCCUCUGAUUCUGUGUCCAACAAAGAGUCCCAGGGCUCAGGAACCACCGGACCUACCAGCUCAGGCAACACGGUGGUGAUAGCUGCUGUGGUCGAGACCCAGAAACACAGCAAGCUCAAGACGACGCUCAAGCUGAGCUUCAAGUUCGACUCCAUGACGCUGGUUCUGUUCACCCCUAAUGAGAAUGUGAUACAACACUUAGACUGCCAUGAUGAACAGCUGAAGUUGGCAGAGUUUACUCUGGGUACCAUCUCCACUUCUGUCCACAUGUUCUCUGACAGCUCCAUGAAGGCAUCGGUUCGACUCUCUACGUGCCUCCUAGAUGACAAGAGACCAAGAAUCAAGAUGGUUACCUCAAGGAUGAUGGAACUGCGGCCCGGUGCCGAGCAGAACAUGAUGGUGGAGGUGAACUACCGACAGGGGCUUGAUGGUACCAACAUAGACACAAUGGUACAGAAUGUGUACCUGUGUGCCAGCAUGGAGUUCCUGCUCACAGUGGCGGAUAUUUUUCUCAAAGCCACCAAGCAGGGUUUUGCUCAGGGGCCACAAGCCAAAAGCAGUACUGGUGGUGGAGAAAAGAAGAACAUUAAUUCCUCCGUCACGUCGAAAGACUCGGCUGCAGGUCCGGUGUCAAAGAUGGAGAUGACCGUUGUCGUGCGCAACCCAGAGAUCGUGUUUGUUGCCGACCUGACGCGCGCCGACGCCCCCGCCCUGGUGAUGACCACAUAUUGUGAAGUGUUGAUGAUAAGUGGAGCAGAGUCAACAAUGACCGCCUCCAUCAAAGAUCUAAAGGUUGUGGCAUGCCCCUUCUUAAGAGAGAUUAGGAAGAACAAUCUGACCACCGUCCUCCAGCCGUGUCAGGUUCACUAUCGGAGUUCUCAGCCUGCAGCAGGUCCUCAGGCUAUGGAAGUUGAGAUUAAUGCUCUCUCUCUAAAGGUAUCUCCUGUCAUCAUCAACACUGUGAUCACCAUCCAGUCAGCGCUGACGCCGCAGGCUGAGACUCCUGAGGAGCAGGAGAGUCCCGUUCCCGUGAACCUGUGGGAGAAACGACACUGGAAGGAGCUCAAGCUUUGGUUCUUGGAAGAGGAGGGGGAUGAAGACACAAAGUCUCUAACGCCACUCAUUCCACAGGGAGAGUCCUUAAAGUUGACCAUAGGUUCAAUCUGUGUGACUCUGGAAGCUGGAGUGGGACACCUCACCAUCCCAAUGCUUCUCGCCAAGUCCUCCUUUCACGGAGAUGUGAAAAACUGGUCCACACUCAUUAACCUCCACAGCAAGCUCACCCUGGAGGUUCACUAUUACAAUGAGAUGCUCGGCGUCUGGGAGCCGCUGUUGGAGCCCUUGGAGGAUGAGACAAACGAACGCUUCAAAUCUUGGACUCUAAACCUGAAGAUGAAGAAGAAGCCAGUGAAUAGCCCUACUUUGUCAGAUGAAGUGGAUUACAACAUUCCAGACUAUAGGACAGUAACUACCAUCAGCAGUAAAGACCAGCUUAACAUCACGCUCUCCAAGUGUGGACUCACCAUGCUGAACAACCUGGGCACAGCCUUUGCAGAAGCUGCCAAGCAGACUGCAGAGUGUUUUCAAAAGGAUGAAGCUCCCUUUGUGGUGAAAAACAGGCUGGGUCUUUCUGUGUCUGUGCGGCACAGUCAGAUGUUUUCCCCCGUCGGCAAGCAGAGCAAUGGACACACUGUGAACCUGCAGGAUGGCGAAAGCCUUGGGAUGGACUACUCAGUCACGACACAGUCGGAUCAGUUCUCAGCUAUGACCUCGCUGAGUGAAAAAGACUACUACAUAGAGCCUACUCCAGAGGGCCACACUUCCACCAGUGUGAUCCCUCUGAUCAAAGUGGGGCGGGGUAUGUACAGUGUCAGGCACAACAACUCAGGAGUCACUCGGUUCCUCAUCUGUCAGAUUUCCUCUGUGGAGGGCAGCAAAUACAUCAAGAUCCGCUCUCCGUUUCAGAUUAUCAAUCAUUUCACGAUACCAUUCAACAUUUUUGAGGGAUCGACAUGUCUGGGAAUAGCUUCUCCGACUGAGGAGUUCUGUGUACCACUGGAUUCAUACAGGUCUGAGCUGAGCCUGCAGCCGAUAACAGAGGAAACCACCGAGGAAGACGGAAAACAGUUUGACGUGUCAGAGGGCUUCAGCUACGAGGACUUCUUAUACCAUAAUCCAGAUACUCGCCUGCAGCGGACGUGCCGUUGUCGUGGAGAUGAUUCUGGCGUCAUGAUGACGAUCAACAUGGUGCCAGUGAAAGACACAGUGACGUGCAAGGAGACGGGAGAUAUCGGAGAAAACUGUGACAUUGCCUUUGUGCUUCACCUCUGGCCCUCUGUCCUGCUCCGCAAUCUGCUGCCUUACCCCGUUGCCUACAAAUUAAAGGGGAGCAAGGACAGUGACCCUGAAGUUACGCUGGGUCCAGGCCACUCCGCUCAGCUUCACACUGCGGUCAUCAACCAGUCAAGUCUUGAUCUCCGGCUUCUGGAUUAUUUGGCUCAGGACUGGUCCUCUGAAUACAGACUCCAGAGUGAGCAGGAGGAAAUCACCUUCAUUGUGUUCCAGUCUCUACGCGUCAAUGAGGAAGACGUAGGAGAUGGGUUUGAAAGGAAGAAGCCUGAAUUGGAUAUUGCGGUGCAUGUUCAGUACGACCCUGGUCAGACUGUUGUUGCCAUCCACUCUCCAUACUGGAUGGUGAAUAAAACAGGGAGGUUGCUGCAGUACAAGGCUGAUGAUAUUCACCGUAAACACCCUUUAGACUACGACAUGCCGCUUCUCUUCUCCUUCAAGCCUCGCAAUUUUCUGAGAAACAAUAAGGUUCGCCUCAUGAUCUCAGACAGUGAGCUGUCAGACGAUUUCUCUCUCGACACAGUUGGUAGCCAUGGCGAUGUGAAAUGUAAAGGCAGAUACAAAGACUAUCUGGUUGGAGUGAAGAUUGAUGCAAGCAGUUUCAGUCUGACCCGCAUCGUGACCUUUGUACCGUUUUACAUGCUGGUCAACAGUACCAAGCACAGGGUCUUCGUCUGCGAGGAGGGCCUGGAAAACUGGACUCAAGCAGAGCCAGAACAGUCAGGUAUUCCUUUCUGGCCCGAGAACGACACCAAGCGUCUGAAGAUCAAAUUAGAAGGAUGUUUAGCGCCUCCCCAGACGAUUAACUUCACCAAACGAGAGAACUGCUUGUUGCUGCAUCUGGACAACUCUGUGGGCGGCAUCAUCGUCGAUGUAAACCUGUCCGAUCACUCGGCCACCAUUCGAUUCUCUGAGUACCAUGAUGGGGCGGCCCCGUUCCUCCUCAUCAACCAUACAAACGAAUGUCUUCAGUUCAGACAGAGCACCCGGAAAGAGGCCCCGUGGGUGGCUGACGAGCUGCUUGACCUUUCCUUCUCAGGGGAGGAGGACAGCUCUCUGAAGGAGUUGGAGUGGGAGAAUCUAGACGCUGGAAAAGCUGUGUAUUACACCUGGACUGAGCCCACCGGGUCCAGAGAGCUGAGCUGGAAACAUGGACGGAACCAAGGAGAGCUCAAGGUGGAGAAGGUACUGAACCUGAGAUUAAAUCUGUAUCUAAGAAAUGAGGGGAAAUAUUUAAUUCGCCUUGUAGGUUUUUCUAUUUAACUUAAUCUGUUUGUU
This is a messenger RNA of Poecilia latipinna (sailfin molly), 7894 nucleotides long. RefSeq names its product vacuolar protein sorting-associated protein 13A. The record is from RefSeq and is a predicted model, not a curated record. NCBI's taxonomy places the organism in Eukaryota, Metazoa, Chordata, Actinopteri, Cyprinodontiformes, Poeciliidae. Gene Ontology annotation, biological process: protein targeting to vacuole; protein retention in Golgi apparatus; autophagy. The transcript has 56 exons. The coding region runs from base 89 to 7879 and encodes 2596 amino acids.